Molecule: messenger RNA, 1227 nt
Organism: Colletotrichum truncatum
Lineage: Eukaryota; Fungi; Ascomycota; Sordariomycetes; Glomerellales; Glomerellaceae
Product: ph domain protein
Source: RefSeq, a predicted model, not a curated record
AUGGCCCAAACACAGGUUCAGACGCUUCCAGCGCCAACUGUCGAGGUCUCUAUUCCGCCCUCUUCAAUUUCACUUCCAACCGAUCCCAAUUCGCGAUUGCGGAACCGCCUUGCUCUGGAUACCUAUUCGUCGCCAGUGAACCAAAAUGGCAGUUUCGAGUUUGACCGCGUCGUCAAAAGCGGCUACCUGCAAAAACGCACGCAGAAGACGAAGGCUUGGAAGUCGAUAUAUCUCGUUCUGCGUCCCACAUCGCUAUCCAUUUACCGAUCUGACAAGGAAGACAAGCUGCGCCACAAGCUGUACCUCGCUGACCUUACGGCGGUUGCACUGCUGAAGGAUCCCAAGAAUAAAAGAAAGAACGUAUUCGGUUUAUUCUCUCCAGCAAGGAAUUACCAUCUCCAGGCCAGCAGCAGUCACGAUGCGGAGGAAUGGGUCGAAUUGAUCAGAAGUCAUGCCCGGAUUGAAGAGGAGGAUGGGGAGCUUCUUCUUGCAAGUCCCGUCGGUGGCCGCCGACAGUCCUCCUUUAUGGUGGUUGGGAGUAGCUCCGGACAAGGUGCAGAUGCUACCAGACCUGAAAGGCUUGCGUCAAGCUCUCCGGAGCCGCUGGAACCUCCAGUGCCCCGUUUUGUCGGCUCGGACCGUCGUCGUCCGUCACAAAUGGCAGACUCAGCAGGGUAUUCUGGCAACGAGCUAGCUUCACACUCCGAUUUCUCGGAUAACGAUAUCCAGCGCAUACAGGGCAUGUCAAUCGAGGAUUUGGCGGUCCAGUCCCUGGGUGAAGGUGAAGGCUCAAGUGGUCGGCCAGGUCUUGGUAACCGAAAUGCGAGCCAGGUUAGUGGCCUGAACCUCGAGCAGGAUCCUGACCGCGUCAUCUGGCAAGGCUGGCUUUGGUUCCUCAGAAGUAAGGGUGGCGUGAGGCAGUGGAAGAACCUGUGGGGUGUACUGAGGCCGCGGAACUUCAUUCUUUACAAGGACGAAUCCGAGUAUACGGCGCAGUUUAUCAGGCCAAUGUCAGCAAUCGUCAACGUGGUUGAUAUCGACCCGGUAAGCAAGACCAAAACACAUUGUCUCCAGCUCAUUACAGAAGAAAAAAGCUAUCGCUUCUGCGCCCACGAUGAGGAGUCUCUGAUCCACUGCCUUGGGGCAUUCAAAAGUCUGCUUGCCAAAAGGCGAGAGCUUGAGGUACGAGCCGCGGUCUCAGUGACACAGCCGACACCUGCUGUAUAA